CCAUGACGUCACCCCUGAUUUGUUUACUGCUACGUGUUCGGGAAGUGACAGAAGGCUCCGGGGUGACAGCAAAGCCAGAGACCACCCUGAGUUCUAGGCCCCGGGGUGGCAGUUUAGGCAAAGCCCACCCCAAGUGCCAGGGUCCGGGGUGACAAAGCAGCUAGUGCUGUCCCGGGUGACAGGAGAGCCUGAGCUCCCCACGGGCGACAGACCCGGAGAGUUGAGGGCACAGAGCAUGCGUUGGGAGCGCUGUAUUCUCGAGACCUGAGAGGCCCCACAGUCAGCUGAGCUUGUUCACAGCCUCACCCGCAACAUGAGCUGGUUUAAUGCCUCUCACCUCUCCAGCUUCGCUAAACAAGCUCUGUCUCAGGCCCAGAAAUCCAUAGACCGUGUGCUGGAUAUACAGGAGGAGGAGAGAGACACACAGGACAAUGAUUCUUCCAUAAAAAAUAGCUGGGAAAACUCAAACUGGGGUGGAACUACAGAGGAGUCCCUAAAUCAGGUUAUUUUAUCCCCAACUGCUAUCACUAAGCCAGUUAGGCGGUCAGUUGUGGAUGAGUCUGAAAGCUUUUUUAGUGCCUUUCUGUCUUCCCCGGAGGUAAACACUGUCUCUGUUAGUCCCGUUGUUUCAAAACCUCCAACCAAAUCCCAAGGACUUAAAGAAUGCAGAACACCCCAGGUAAUUUCCCAAGCUGAUCAGGGAGAUACAAUUCAAGACAAACUGGAAAAGCAUGAGGAAUGUCCAAGCCUACCGCAAAAUAAUGAAAGACCAGAACCUCCAGCAGAAGAGAAACAGGAGUCAAGCAUUGCUGAGAUUUCUGCUGAGGAAACCUGUAACACUAAAAAGCCCAGCCAAGAUCCUCAUAAAAGUUCUGAAGAUGUGAAAGAUAAAAAUGUUGUCUUGAAGUCAGAAGGACCUGUCAGCACUACGCCCGCGGUUAUACCUGAGGAUAAAGACAUUGCAGUAGAUACAAAAGACCAAAAACCUGAAGACAGGCAAAGUAAUACUCCUUCACCACCUAUUAGCACUUUUUCUUCUGGAACCUCCACAACCAGUGAUAUAGAGGUUCUGGACCAUGAGAGUGUGAUUAGCGAGAGUUCCGUCAGUUCAAGGCAGGAAGCGUCCGAUUCUAAAGCCAGCCUCCAUCUAAUGCAGACUUCCUUUCAGCUUCUGUCUCCGUCUGUGGAAUUCGGACGUUUAGAUGAGUUUCAAAAACUCACUGAGAGCUGCUCGUCCUCUGAUGCUUUUGAAAGGAUUGACUCUUUCAGUGUUCAAUCCCUAGACAGUCGUAGUAUAAGUGAGCUUAAUUCUGAUGACGAGCUGUCGGGGAGAGGUUGCACAUUGGUUUCUAUUGCUGUGAGCCCUUCUGCCGCCAGCACGGACAUAGCCGGCUCUGUAGAGAGUAAAUCUGAUCAAGAUCUAAAUGAGACGCUAGUUGUGCACUCAUCAGAAGACGUUGAGAUGGAAGAAAGUGGAAGGAGUGCAACUCCGGUUAACUUGGAGCAGCCAGAACUGUUGGUUACUUCUUCUCAGACACAUGAAGCGUCCGUUUCCAGUGAGGACGUGUUGCAAGAGUUACAGGAUAUUGACUCGGAGCCAAAGGGUGAUUACACAGCUGAAGAUAUGCAAAAGAUAAUAGAUGAACUUACAAUCAGACUGGAAAAGAGAGAGACACAACUUUUAUCAAUAAGCAAGGAGAAGGCAUUAUUAGAGGAAGCUCAUGAUAACCUUAAUGAUGAAAUGUUAAGGCUUAAAGAAGAAAGCCACAGUAGCCUCUCCCUGAAAGACGAGUUUACUCAUCGAAUAGCAGAAGCUGAAAGGAAGGCACAGCUGGCCUGUAAAGAGAGGGAUACGACCAAAAAGGAAUUAAAGAUAUUGAAGGAGGAACUGGCUACAAGAUUACACUCCAGUGAAACUGCUGAAAUAAUGCGAGAAAAGGAUGAGCAAAUUAAAGGCCUGUUAGAGGAAGGGGAAAAGCUCUCAAAACAACAGCUGCAGAAUUCCAACAUUAUUAAGAAGUUGCGCGCAAAAGACAAGGAACAUGAGCAGACUAUCGCCAAACAGGCAAAGAAAAUGCGUGAGCUGGAAGAGGAAUUGCUGCUGCUAAAACAGACAUUAGACGGUAAGGAAGAGCUUGAAAAACAACAUCGAGAGAACAUCAGAAAGCUAAAUAGUGUGGUAGAGAGGCAGGAAAAGGACAUUGGGCGGCAUCAGGCGGAUAUGGAAGAACUACAAGAAAAGAACCGCAGUCUCCAGUCUGCUCUCGAUAACUCCUACAGAGAACUUGCAGAACUACAUAAAGCAAACGCUACGAAGGCCAGUGAGGCGCAAGAAGUCGCCCUAAGUUGUGAGAUUAAAGCAAGAGAAAAACUUACUUUGGCUCUGGAGAAGGUGAAAGAGGAGGGUCAGAAGCAACAAGAGGUGCUGGCGAUACAGGUGACGGAUUUGAGGCUUGCGCUGCAGAGAACUGAGCAGCAGGCAGCAAGAAAGGAAGAUUACCUCCGGCAGGAAAUUGCUGAAUUACAACAGAGGCUUCAGGAAGGGGAGUCACGGAGCCAAGAGCUGAGUCAUAGUGUGACAUCUGCCACUCGCCCGCUUCUUCGCCAGAUUGAAAACCUCCAGGCGACACUAGCAGCGCAGACUUCAUCCUGGGAAAAGCUGGAGAAAAACCUUUCGGACAGACUCACUGAAUCCCAAACAUGGUUGGCAUCUGCAGUAGAAAAGGAGCGCGCAUCCACAGAAGAACUUCUUUCCAUUAAGACUCAGAUAGCUGCUAUUGAGUCCCAAAACAGCCUCCUGCGUCAAGAGAAAAGCAGGCUCCAGGCUCAGUUAGAAGUGGAGAAAUCCAGGUUGUCGCAGAUGGAGGAAGAGCACAGCAGAAAUCAAGUGGAAUUAGAAAAUCUGAAGACAGAGUAUAAAAAAGCAGUGGAAGAAGCAAGAAAAGAAAAGUCUCUGCUAACAAGUCAGCUGGAAAUGGAGAAGAUGAGAGUGGAACAAGAGAGAAAAAAAGCAUUAAUGUUCCAAGAAGCUGCCAAAGAGAAGGAGAGGAAAUCGUACAGCCUUCCGUCUGCAGACACUGGUGCCACAACUCCUACGUUGUCUCGCUCAAGCUCUAUAAGUGGCACAGACUUCUCAGGUUUGCAGGCAUCAUUCAUCUCACAGGACGAUUCCCAUGAUCACUCUUAUGGAUCUAUGUCUGUGUCAAUCAGUGGAAGCAAUCUUUAUGAAGCGGUGCGUAUGGGAGCUGGCUCUAGCGUUCUAGAAAACCUACAGUCACAGUUGAAACUGCGAGAGGGAGAGAUCGCUCAGCUGCAGCUUGAAAUCGGAACGCUGGAAAAAACCCGCUCAAUAUUAGCUGAAGAAGUUGUUCGAUUAAAUAAUAUCAACGAUGAACUUGAAGAGAAAGUGAAGGAAUUACCCAAACUGAGAGUGCAGAUGAAGGAGCUGGACCAGCGCUACAACACGAUUCUGCAGAUGUACGGCGAGAAAGCAGAAGAGGCGGAAGAACUGAAACUUGACCUGCAGGAUGUAAAAAAUAUGUACAAAACUCAAAUAGAUGAACUUUUAAAACAAAGACUCCAUUAGCUGCUGCAAACAAUAGACAAUAUGUAAAUGUAUAAAAUAGAAUGUAAAAUACUUUUUAUCACGAUGAACUGUUCCUGUCUGAUCGUUGCCUACCAUUAAAUUAUUUAUAUUAUUUAAAUGAUCUUCUUCCUGAAUAAACUAUUAUUCAUUUUUUAGACGACCGUACAAA
Molecule: messenger RNA, 3755 nt
Organism: Bombina bombina (fire-bellied toad)
Lineage: Eukaryota; Metazoa; Chordata; Amphibia; Anura; Bombinatoridae
Gene: TMF1
Product: TATA element modulatory factor 1
Exons: 17
Coding region: 314-3586 (1090 amino acids)
Cellular component (GO): endoplasmic reticulum; Golgi apparatus
Source: RefSeq, a predicted model, not a curated record